UGACGGAUAAUGAUCUUUGACCCUCAGUCCCCACCGACCAAUGAGACAUUGUGGGUGGAGUUAACGUGAGCCAAUGAGAGAACAGAGGGUGGGGUUAGUCUGAGCCAAUGAUAAAAGAGAAGGUGGACUUUGUCCUAACCAGUGAGAGAGGCGAGGUAGGAAGUAUUACUUCCGACGGCACUGUGACAAGCUGGUGAAAAGGCUUUGGAUAGAUCCUACCAUUCAACGGGCGCUUCAGUCACGUCACAUCCAAGUGUCUGAAUACAGAGUCCAUGGUGCUUCCAAGGCCUUUCUUCACAAUCUCAAAAUGACGAGACGUUUGUAGAUGUUGUGUUACUGUGUACAAAACAACUUGUCUCAGAAUAUUUUGAGUGAAUUGAGAAGAUUGUAUGAUGAUAUUUGCCGUACCGUAGGAACCUCUGUGUUGUAGUUAGCCUUAAGAACAUUGAGAAGAUGAUGAAAACUAAUGUGGAGUGAAGAUAGUUGAUUUUUUCCUACGGUGUUGAAGUUAUUUUUCAUAUAAAACGAAUGUCGAACGAGUCAACUACAUUUAUUCGAUAUCUUUGGUUACUUAGCUAAUUCAGAUUUUUAAUAUAAAAUAUAAAUAAUGAAUAAAUUAUGAUGUAAUAUUAUGAUUAAUCAGUUCAAAUCAGCUCCAUGUUUACCAGCCACAACAUUAAAGUGAUGAAGACAUUAAAGUAAUUAUAAUACAAUAAUGUAUAUUAUUCUGAAAUAAUGAGUACUUUUACUUCUGGUACUUUCAGUGUAUUUUGAUGCUAAUACUUUUGUACUUUUACUUUAGUAAGAUUUUGUAAAAGAAUAUGUCUACACUGUGGUAUUACAACUUUUACUUAAGUAAAAGAUGUGAGUACUUCUUCGAAAAAAAAAGAAAGAAUAUCUCCGCUUCCUCCCCCUUGCCCUUCUCUUACUUCUUUUGUCUUUUGACUGCUGGUCACCCCAUUUAACAUGGGACAGAUAGCAUCAUGCUGACAGAUAUUUGGUUUGCCAAAGUAUUGCUUUAGAACCAAACCAAGAUGAAAACAUAAAAACAGUAGAUAAAGAAGAUUCUAGCCUACAGUGUGCCAUGGCAGAGUUUCUGCAUCCUAACUACCCUGCUCUCAGCCAUGCAGACUUUAUAAGAAACUUCUUAACAAAACAUUCAAAGAAUCACAAUUACAAUUACAAUUUCUGAGGGUGUCUAUGGAUUUCGAAUUUUCCCACAGAGAACAAUACUGCUGGGUCAGACUUAGAAACUUAGACAAAAGACACAUCUCAAACUCCUCUGCGUCUGGGUUCAAUUAUUGGGGUGUCUGGGUAAUGUGUGCGGGCUCCUGGUUGACCCUUCUGAGCCUUCUUGUUUUUGAUGCCACCAUGAAUGCUUCCAUUGUUCAUACAUAAUUUGUAGUAACAUAUAACCCUUCUCUUUCCUCCUCAGUCACUACUACACGCUCAACUGCUCCAAAAGCAUAGCUGUCAGAGCACCCAAAGGCACCUAAAAGCACUUCAGGCACUAGUGGCUGUUUAAAGAUUAUGACUUAUGCUAGCUUGGCCCUAACCCUACCUCCUACCCCUAACCCUUAUAUACCCACUUAAUACCCAGAUGCUUAUUAUUAUAUAUUAUAUAUUGCAAUUUUUGAUCCAGCAUGAAACCUGCUUGCUUGUGUGUGUGUGUGUGUGUGUGUGUGUGUGUGUGUGUGUGUGUGUGUGUGAGAGAGAGAGAGCGAGAGAGAAGUAGGGGGCAAAUUCCUUUUUGUGCACUCACACAGUCUGUAGUCACUGCAUGUUGAGCAGAGAACAGAGACAGAGGAGGGAUUUGGAAGAGAGGAGGAAUAUCCAAAAUCUGACUCUAUUUGAAAUAGCACAACUCAAUGACUUGUGGCAGCAGCAAUUUAAGACGGAUUUUCCUGAGAGGGAAAAUGGUGGUGAGGAAACCAGGCUGAAUCAGUGGGUGUUGAACAUGAGGAGAAAGAAGUGGACUCCCUCUAGCAUCUUGAGGAGGAUCAGCUCAUCACAGUCACUUCGCACUUCAGACUCCCCUUCACACCGCACCCCCUCACCUGAGUAUUAAUUCCCAGCACCUGUCACCCAUCGCACACCUGCACAUAAUCAGCCACUCUACUCCCUAUAUAACCCAGCUCCUCACCUCAGUCAGGGUCCGGUCUCGUUCAUAUGAAGGACAGAGCAUCGCAGUCUUCCUACGAAUGCUACACGGACUCACCCACGACGCUACGUUGAGAAAACUACCACUUGGAACCCCGAACCCCGGCUCCCGUCUGUCUCCAGUCUCCUGAGUGUGUCGCUCCAGCUCCCGGCUCCCGUCUAUCUCCAGUCUCCUGAGUGUGUCGCUCUAACCUCCGGCUCCUGUGUGUCUCCAGGCUCCUGUGUGUUUCCAGUCUCCUGAGUGUGUCGCCCCAGUGCCCACACUCUUCCACCAGCAGUGAGAUAAAGGACAGUAUCAAUACCAUCCCAUAUUACCUCUUUGUUGUAAUAAACUCUCUCAGUCUCCUUACCAUUGUCUCCGGUUGUUCUGUCCGUAACAGAAGACCGGACCUCAACAAGGAUGACGGCCAAGAAUUCCCUACUUCACCUGAGUGGGUUGGCCAAACGUUAUAUCCUCAGCCUCCCUAGUCCCUUUAUUGCUGUGGACGAGCUUCUACAGCCGGGGAUUUUCUCCGGUAUAGUAGAAAAUUGCGAAGAGUUCCUCACGAAGUGCUGCCUCGCGUUCCUGUUACACCCUGAUCAGUUCCCAUCUGAGCGGACACAGGUAGCCUUCGUGGUGCUUCAGCUGGCCGGUCCGGCACUGCACUGGGCUGGAUCCCUGGCGGUUAAGGAAGAGGCAGUUCUCCAUUCUCUGGACCUCUUCUUGGCGAGAUUCUGCCAGGAGUUUGGCCCGCCGAACCUAUGGUCAUCCACGAAUCCCCAACCUGUCUGUCAGCCGCCGCCGCCUGCCUCCAGCCCUGAGGCGCAGCCGCCGCCGCCGCCUGCCUCCAGCCCUGAGGCGCCGUCUCCAGAGGGUCCCGGCCUUCGCCGCCGGCCUCCAGCCCGGAGGUCCGUCAGCCGCCAGCGUCCCCAGGCUCAGCCCCGGCCUCCAGCCCGGAGGUCCGCAGCCUGCCAGAGUCCGCUCCGGUUACCAGCCCGGAGGUCUCCUCUCCAGUCUCCGCUCCGGCUCCCAGCCCGGAGGACAGCAGCCGGCCAGAGUCCGCUCCGGUUACCAGCCCGGAGGUCUCGGCUCCGGCCUCCAGCCCUGCGGCGCCGCCGCCGCCUGCCUCCAGCCCUGAGGCGGCGCCGCCGCCUGCCUCCGGUUACCAGCCCAGAGGUCUCGGCUCCGGCUUCCAGCCCGGAGGUCAGCAGUCGGCCAGAGUCCGCUCCGGUUACCAGCCCGAAGGUCUCCUCUCCAGUCUCGGCUCCGGUUUCCAGCCCGGAGGUCUCCUCUCCAGUCUCCUCUCCGGCUUCCAGCCCGGAGGUCUCCUCUCCAGUCUCCUCCCCGGUCUCCAGUCGUCUCCAAGCUCCAGGUCGACCGCCAGAGGUCGCUCCGUUCUCCAGCCCGGCCCAGCUCCAGGUCGACCGCCAGAGGUCGCUCCGGUCUCCAGCCCGGCCCAAGCUCCUGGUCGACCGCCAGAGGUCGCUCCGGUCUCCAGCCCGGCCCAAGCUCCUGGUCGACCGGCAGAGGUCGCUCCGGUCUCCAGCCCGGCCCAAGCUCCUGGUCGACCGGCAGAGGUCGCUCCGGUCUCCAGCCCGGCCCAAGCUCCUGGUCGACCGGCAGAGGUCGCUCCGGUCUCCAGCUCGGCCCAAGCUCCUGGUCGACCGCCCGACACACCGGAUCCCGAUAAGCUCCCCGGAUCGGCUUGGCCCUUAGGGACAGGCCGCGGUGUCGGGGGAGGGGGGGGGUCUUUCGGCCCUCGGGAGCUGGCCGUGGAGGGGGGGGUACUGUCACAGUCUGUCUU
Molecule: messenger RNA, 3944 nt
Organism: Siniperca chuatsi (mandarin fish)
Lineage: Eukaryota; Metazoa; Chordata; Actinopteri; Centrarchiformes; Sinipercidae
Product: proline-rich receptor-like protein kinase PERK10
Exons: 3
Coding region: 2561-3856 (431 amino acids)
Source: RefSeq, a predicted model, not a curated record